Messenger RNA from Mustela lutreola (European mink), 6290 nucleotides. Its product is annotated as zinc finger protein 585A-like. Gene Ontology annotation, biological process: negative regulation of transcription by RNA polymerase II. The record is from RefSeq and is a predicted model, not a curated record. Gene Ontology annotation, molecular function: DNA-binding transcription repressor activity, RNA polymerase II-specific. NCBI's taxonomy places the organism in Eukaryota, Metazoa, Chordata, Mammalia, Carnivora, Mustelidae.
GAGAGAGGAUGCUAAAUGCUAGGCCGGAAGCGGAAGUGGUCCUCGAAAGCUUUUUGGCCGCUGGUGUCAGGAGUUUCUCCGCAUUUUAAUUCCGAGAGGUCUCUGAGGUUUUUUUGGUGUCUCUAGGGAGCCCCUGGGUUAGAUCUUUCUCCAGAUUCCAGCCUGCCUCUCUCCAGCAGCUCUGCUUGAGUUUACAGAUGUCUGCAAAGCUUUAGACUCCCGAGAGAAUAAAGUUUGAGACCUACCAUGACCAUGUCAGCUAAUCGGACCUCUCCCCAGAAAUCACUGGUCCUGAUUCCAGAGGAACGUGAUAAUUCAUAUGAGGGAUCGGUGUCCUUCAGGGAUGUGGCUGUAGAUUUCAGCAGAGAGGAAUGGCAGCAUCUAGACCUUGCUCAGAGAAACCUAUACCGGGAUGUGAUGCUGGAGACCUACAGUCACCUGCUUUCUGUGGGAUAUGAAGUUCCCCAGCCAGAAGUUUUCAUGUUGGAGCAAGGACAGGAGCCAUGGGCAUUGCAGUGUGAUCCACAUCAGAGCUGUCCAGAAGAAUUAUGGCAGAUUGGUGACCAGAUAGAGAGCUAUCAGCAAAGAGAAAACAAAUCUUUAAGAGAUGUUGCUUUCAUCAAGAAAAUUUUGACUACAAAGAAGGAUUACAUAGAAGAAUAUAAGGACAUUAGAAAAAUAAUUCAUGUGAGCCAAAACAUUCUUUCACCAAAAAGACCCCACCAGUGUGACUCAUUUGGAAAUGCUUUGAAGUAUAAUUUAGAUUUACACAGUCAUUACAGAAACAAUGCAUCAAAGAACAUAAAUAAGAUUACUGAACAUAUUAAAAUCUCUUCCUAUACUCACCCUGAGUGUUCUCCAACAGGAGAGAAGUUAUGGGACCAUAAUCAAUGUGGGAAAAUCCUCAGCUAUAAACAAGCACCCUCUCAACAUCAAAAAAUUCAUACUGGGGAAAAAUCUUAUGAAUGUGCUGAAUUUGGGAAGAUCUUCACCCAGAAGUCACAGCUCAGGGUACAUCUGAAAGUUCAUACAGGAGAAAAACUCUAUGUGUGCAUUGACUGUGGCAAGGCUUUUGUAAAGAAGCCAGAAUUCAUUACACAUCAGAGAACCCAUACUAGAGAGAAGCCCUAUAAGUGCAGUGAAUGUGGAAAAGCUUUUUUCCAAGUAUCUUCUCUCUUAAGGCACCAGAGAAUUCACACUGGAGAAAAACUUUAUGAAUGCAGUGAGUGUGGAAAAGGGUUCUCUUAUAACUCCGAUCUCAGUAUACAUCAAAAAAUUCAUACUGGAGAGAGACACCACGAAUGCACGGAUUGUGGCAAAGCAUUUACGCAAAAGUCCACGCUCAAGAUGCAUCAGAAGAUUCAUACAGGUGAGCGAUCCUAUAUAUGUAUUGAAUGUGGACAGGCCUUCAUCCAGAAGACACACUUGAUUGCACACCGAAGAAUUCAUACUGGAGAAAAACCAUAUGAAUGUAGUAACUGUGGGAAGUCCUUCAUUUCUAAGUCACAACUCCAGGUACAUCAACGAAUUCACACAAAAAUGAAACCCUUUCUUUAUACUGAAUAUGGAAAGAUGUUCAAUAAUAGUUCCAAUCUCGUCACACACAAGAAAGUUCAAAUUAGAGAGAAGUCUUCCAUAUGUACUGAUUGUGGUAAGGCCUUUACAUACAGGUCAGAACUGAUUAUACACCAGAGAAUUCACACUGGGGAAAAACCUUAUGAAUGCAGUGAAUGUGGAAAAGCCUUUACUCAGAAGUCAGCACUUACGGUGCAUCAGAGAAUCCAUACAGGAGAAAAAUCUUAUGUGUGCAUGAAAUGUGGACUAGCCUUCAUCCAGAAGGCUCACUUGAUUGCACAUCAAAUAAUUCACACAGGAGAGAAACCUUAUAAAUGUGGCCACUGCGGGAAAUCCUUUACUUCCAAGUCACAACUGCAUGUACAUAAACGAAUUCACACAGGAGAGAAACCUUAUACAUGCACUAAAUGUGGGAAGGCAUUCACCAACAGGUCAAAUCUUAUUACACAUCAGAAAACUCAUACAGGAGAGAAAUCCUAUAUAUGUCCUAAAUGUGGAAAGGCCUUCACACAAAGGUCAGACUUGAUUACACAUCAGAGAAUUCAUACUGGAGAGAAACCUUAUGAAUGUGGUACCUGUGGAAAAGCCUUUACUCAAAAGUCACACCUCAACAUACACCAGAAAAUUCAUACUGGAGAAAGACAGUAUGAAUGCCAUGAAUGUGGGAAAGCCUUCAACCAGAAGUCAAUACUCAUUGUGCACCAGAAAAUUCAUACAGGAGAGAAACCUUAUGUAUGCAGUGAGUGUGGAAGAGCUUUCAUCCGGAAAUCAAACUUCAUUACUCAUCAGAGAAUUCAUACUGGAGAGAAACCUUAUGAAUGCAAUGAUUGUGGAAAAUCCUUCACCUCCAAGUCUCAGCUCCUGGUGCAUCAACCAAUUCACACAGGAGAAAAACCAUAUGUGUGUGCUGUGUGUGGGAAAGCCUUUAGUGGCAGGUCAAAUCUCAGUAAACACCAGAAAACUCAUACUGGAGAAAAGCCCUACAUCUGUUCUGAAUGUGGGAAGACCUUUAGACAGAAGUCAGAAUUGAUUAUACAUCACAGAAUUCACACUGGAGAGAAACCUUAUGAAUGCAAUGACUGUGGCAAAUCUUUCACUAAGAAAUCACAACUCCAAGUGCAUCAGCGAAUUCACACAGGGGAAAAGCCUUAUGUGUGUGCUGAGUGUGGAAAGGCUUUCACAGAUAGGUCAAAUUUGAAUAAACACCAGACAACGCACACUGGAGACAAACCCUAUAAGUGUGUAGAUUGUGGGAAGGCCUUUAUUUAUGCCUCACACAUUGUUCAGCAUGAGAGAAUCCACACUGGAGGGAGGCCUUAUGAAUGUCAGGAAUGUGGGAAGGCCUUUAGUCAAGGUGGAUACCUUAGAAUUCAUCAAAGAAUUCAUACUGGUGAGAAACCCUAUAAAUGUCAAGAAUGUGGGAAGGCUUUUAGUAGGUGCUCAAACCUCAUUGAACAUGGGCAGAUCCAUACUGAUGGGAAACUUUACGUAUGUGAAAAAUGUGGGAAGGCCUUUAAAAGAGGUCAUCAACUUACCGUACAUCAGAGUGUUCAUACUGGUAAAAAACCAUAUGAUUGUAAAGAAUGUGGAAAGGGCUAUACCACUGCCUCAUACCUUAUUCUACAUCAGAGAAUUCAUAAAGUUGGGAAACCAUAUGAAUGUAAGGAAUGUAAGAAAACCUUUACCUUGUAUAGAAAUCUUACCCGACAUCAGCAUAUUCACACUGGUGAGAAACUUUUUGAAUGUAAGCAGUGUGGGAAGGCCUAUACUACUGGCUCAAAGCUUUUUCAACAUCAGAAAACUCACACUGGUGAGAAGCGCUUUGAAUGUAAGGAAUGUGGAAAGGCCUUUAGCUUAUAUGGAUACCUUCAUCAACAUCAGAAGAUUCAUACUGGUAUGAAACAUUUUGAAUGUAAGCAGUGUAAAAAAACCUUUACUUUAUAUAGAAAUCUUAUUCGACAUAAGAGUAUUCAUAAUGGUAAGAAGCUUUUUGAAUGUAAGGAAUGUGGGAAGGCCUAUACUACUGCCUCAAACCUUGUGCAACAUCAGAAAACUCAUACUGGUGAGAAACCCUAUGAAUGCAAAGAGUGUGGGAAGACCUUUAGCUUGCAUGGAUAUUUUAAUCAACAUCAGAAAAUCCAUACUGGUGUGAAACCCUAUGAGUGUAUGAUAUGUAGGAAAACCUUUACUUUCUAUAGAAACCUUACCCUACACCAGAGUAUUCAUACUGACAAGAAACCUUUUAAAUGUAAGGAAUGUGGGAAGACCUUUAGACGUAGUUCACACCUUACCGCACAUCAGAGUGUUCACGCUGAUAAGAAACCCUUUGAAUGUAAGAAAUGUGGGAAGUCCUUUAAAACAUAUGGAUACCUUACACAACAUCAGAAAAUUCAUACUGGUGGGAAACCCCACAGCUGUAAGGAAUGUGGGAAGGCCUUUAGUCGCGCUUCAAACCUUGUUCAACAUGAGAGAAUUCAUACUGGUGAAAAGCCCUACGUGUGUAAGAAGUGUGGGAAAGCCUUCAGGUAUGGUUCAGCCCUUAAAGCACAUCAGGGAAUACAUACAGAUCUGAAGCUCUAAGAACAUAAGGAAUGUGAUAAUGCUAUUAGGCAUGGCCCAAACCUUUUAAAUAGGCAGUUCACACUGAUGAGGAAUUACUGAAUGUUAGUCUUUAUAGUUAUGUCUUCACCAGAUGAGAGAAUCCAUUAUGUAGUUCUUAUCACUUUUUAAAGAUUACAGUGUCACUCCCAUUUUAAUGGAAUGUUUGACUGAACAAUAGCAAAUUAAACCCUGAAUAGCCAAACAAUCUUGAAAAAGAAGAUGAAAACUGGAAGUAUCAUGAUCCCAGAUUUCAAGAUCUACUACAAAGCUGUAGUAAUUAAAACAGUGUUGUACUGGUGUAAAAAUAGGCACAAGGAUCAAUGGAACAGAAUAGAGAGCCCAGAAAUACAUCCACAACUAGAUGGUCAAUUAAUCUUCAACAGAGGAGGCAAAAAUAUACAGCGGGGAAAAGUCUCUUCAACAAAUGAUGUUGGGAAAACAGGACAACUCUCUUACACCAUACACUAAAAAUAAACUCAAAAUGGAUUAAAGACCUAGAUGUGAGACCCAAAGCCAUAAAAAUCCUAGAAGAGAAUGUAGGCAGUAAUUUCUCUGAUAUCAGCUAUAGCAACAUUUUUCUAGAUAGGUCUAGAGGGAAGGGAAACAAAAGCAAAAGUAAAAUACUGGGACAACAUAAAAAUAAAAAGUUUCUGCAUAAUGAAGGAAACAAUUAGCAAAACUAAAAUGCAAUCUACAGAAUUAGAGAAUAUAUUUGCAAAUGACAAAUCCAAUAAAGGGUUAGUGUCCAAAAAUAUAAAAAGCUUACACAACUCAACACAAAAAAACAAUCCAGUAUUAAAUUGAGCAGAAGAUAUGAACAAAUAUUCUCCAAAGAAGACAUAAGAUGGCCAACAGACACAUAAAAAGUUGCUUAACAUCACUCAUCAUGGGGGAAAUGCAAAUCAAAACCACAAUGGGGUAUCACGUCACACCUGUCAGAAUGGCUAAAAUCAACAAUAAUGUUGGCAAGGAUAUGGAGAUAAAGGAACCCUCUUCCACUGUUGAUGUGAAUGCAAACUAGUGCACCGACUGAAGAAAACAGUAUGGAGAUUCCUAAAAAAUUUAAAAAUAGAAUUAUCUAUUUUAAUUAUGGAUAAUUAUGGAAUUAUCCAGUAAUUCCAUUACUGGAUAUUUACCCAAAGAAUAUAAAAACUAAUUUGAAAACAUGUGUGCACCCCUAUAUUUAUUGGAGCAUUAUUUACAAUGGCCAAGUUAUGGAAACAGCCAAAAUGUCCAUCAACAAAUGAAUGGAUGAGGCGCCUGGGUGGCUGAGUGGGUUAAAACCUCUGCCUUCAGCUCAGGUCAUGAUCCCAGGGUCCUGGGAUCGAGCCCCGCAUCGGGCUCUCAGCUCAGCGGGGAACCUGCAUCCCCCCGCCCACCUGCCUCUCUGCCCACUUGUGAUCUCUGUCAAAUAAAUAAACAAAAUCUUUUAAAAAAAUAGAUGAAUGGAUAAAGAAGAAUGAAAUCUUGCCAUUUGCAAAAACAGAACUAGAGGGUAUAAUGCUAAGUGAAAAAAGUCAGAGAAAGACAAAUACCAUAUGAUUUCACUCAUGUAGAAUUUAAGAAACAAAACAAAUGAACAAAGGAAAAAAUAGACAAACCAAAACACCACCACCACCAACAACAAACAGACCCUUAACUAUAGAGAACAAACUGAUGGUUACCCUUCUGAGGGGUUGGGAGGGUGGGCUUAGUGAAAUUGGUAAAGGGGAUUAAGAGAAUACUUUUCAUGAUGAGUACUGAGCCGUGUGUAGAAUUGUUGAAUCACUAUAUUGUACAUCUGAAGCUAAUAUAACACUGUAUGUUGACUAUACUGGAAUUAAUUUUUAAAAAUAAUGACAAAUUAGAAAGAAGAUGGGAAUCUCAAAUUUUUCAUGCCUAUGGUGUGCAUGGAACUUUCAAUUAAAUUUGUUAAAUUUAGGGGCCCUUGGGUGGCUCAGUUGGUGAAGCAUCAGCCUUUGGCUCAGGUCAUGAUCCCAGGGUCCUGGGAUAGAAUCCUACAUCUGGCUCCCUGCUCGGUAGGGAGCCUACUUCUCCCUCUCCCCCUGCUGCUCACCCUGCUUGUACUCUCUCUCUCUCUCUGUCAAAUAAGUAAAAUAAAAUCUUUUAAACAA